Cervus elaphus (red deer) is the source of this 546-nucleotide messenger RNA. Its product is annotated as U6 snRNA-associated Sm-like protein LSm8. Lineage: Eukaryota; Metazoa; Chordata; Mammalia; Artiodactyla; Cervidae. The transcript has a single exon. The record is from RefSeq and is a predicted model, not a curated record. Bases 90 to 458 code for a protein of 122 amino acids. Gene Ontology annotation, cellular component: U4/U6 x U5 tri-snRNP complex; U6 snRNP; precatalytic spliceosome. Gene Ontology annotation, molecular function: RNA binding. Gene Ontology annotation, biological process: mRNA splicing, via spliceosome.
AACCUAGACAGCAUAUUAAAAAGCAGAGACACUUUUUAGCUCAUUUGGUUGCUGGGGCUGUUGUGUUUCCAGUUGCCAGGUCGCGUAUCAUGACGUCUACCUUGGAGAACUACAUCAACCGAACUGUUGCUGUCAUUACUUCUGAUGGGAGAAUGAUUGUGGGAACACUGAAAGGUUUUGACCAGACCAUUAAUUUGAUACUGGAUGAAAGCCAUGAACGAGUGUUCAGCUCUUCACAGGGAGUAGAACAAGUGGUACUAGUGUUAUACAUCAUAAGAGGCAACAAUGUUGCAGUCAUUGGAGAAAUUGAUGAAGAGACAGAUUCUGCACUUGAUUUGGGAAAUAUUCGAGCAGAACCUUUGAACUGUAGCACAUUGAGGAAAAACUACAUAUAUCGGACAGCUGUAAAUCUUUGUACAGAAACUGAUUAUUCUGAGAUUGAUGGUCAGAAUUUUUAGGAAUGUGUAAUUGUGGAUUUUGACUCCAUGUUGAUUCAUUGUAAUAUGAUAUGUAAAUUAAAAUAUUUCUACAUUUUAUUGAAAAAAA